Molecule: messenger RNA, 1392 nt
Organism: Stereum hirsutum FP-91666 SS1
Lineage: Eukaryota; Fungi; Basidiomycota; Agaricomycetes; Russulales; Stereaceae
Exons: 7
Coding region: 1-1392 (463 amino acids)
Biological process (GO): protein transport to vacuole involved in ubiquitin-dependent protein catabolic process via the multivesicular body sorting pathway
Cellular component (GO): ESCRT-0 complex
Molecular function (GO): phosphatidylinositol binding; ubiquitin binding
Source: RefSeq, a predicted model, not a curated record
AUGUUUCGAGCAGGAGCUACGAAUCCGUACGAUGAGAUUGUCGUCAAGACAACGGAUGAGAACCUGACGAGCGAGAACUGGGAGCUCAUACUGAAUCUCUGCGAUAAAGUGCAGGACGAAGGCGAAGCAGGUGCUCGAAAUGUCAUCGCUGCGAUUCUCAAGCGUUUGGCACACCGGAACCCGAAUGUUCAGCUGUAUUCGCUCGCGCUCGUCGAGUCGCUGUCGAAGAACUGUACUAUCGACUUGCACAGAGAGAUUGCGUCGAGAGCAUUCACGCAAGCUCUGGAGAAGCUGAUUACUGACCGUACCUCACAUGAGAAGGUCAAGCAACGGUGUUUGGCACUCAUAGCUAUGUGGGCCGCUGAGUUCGAGAAUGACCCCACGCUUGGUAUAAUGGAGGACAGCUAUAACGGUCUCAAAGCCAAAGGCUACAAAUUCGAAACACCCUCAGAACCUCCCCCGCCCGACGUUGACGAUGAAGUCCGCAGGCGCGAAGAAGAAGAACUGCAACGUGCACUCGAGAUCUCCGUCCAAGAUAAAGGUGGACGUGCCGCCUGGGGCCAAUAUUCCCUCGCCUCUUCCUCCAACGGUGCCGGUGCGUCCAGCUCCCACGCAGGAAGCAGCGGUGCCACUCCCGGUCCCUCUUCCUCCAGCAUGGGCAUGGGCAUGGGGAGCCACAGCACCAGCGUCGAACCAACCUACGUCGGAGGCUACGCUCCCUCUGCCGCUGUCGCCUCUUCCGCCGCAAGACCCACUUCUCCCGCAGUUUCGCCUGCGCCUACUGCGACCAUUCCGUCGUUCGUGAAUGCACCUGUGGCCCAGUCUGCUGCCAGUCCUGUUCCGACGGCGAGUAUGACGGGGGCGGUGGUGACGAGGGUGAGGGCGUUGCAUACGUUUGAGCCGACGGAGCCGGGAGAGUUGGCGUUUGAGAAGGGGGAUGUGAUUAAGGUUGUGGAUAGGGGGUAUAAGGAUUGGUGGAGGGGACAGUUGAAAGGACAUACAGGAAUAUUCCCCGUAAACUAUGUGGAACCUCUUCCGGAGCCUACCCCCGCUGAGCUAGCCGCUGAAGCCCAACAAGAAGCUGCUGUGUUCAUGCAGGCUACGAACGUGGACAGGCUGCUCCAGAUGCUGAGGUCGCUCGAUCCUGCCAGGGACAAUCUGGCAGAUAAUGAGGAGAUCCAGGAGCUUUACAGAUCGAGUAUGGCGCUUAGGCCAAAGAUCGUGAAGUUGAUCGACAAGUACAGCCAAAAGAGAGCCGACCUGGUGGCGAUGAACGAAAGCUUUGUGAAAGCAAGGACAAUCUUCGACCGCAUGAUGGAGGAAUCUCUUGCUAGGCAUUCGGAAUGUACGUCUGCUCCAUCGUCAUCGUCUUUAUUUAUCUCCAUGACCUAA